AUGUCACCCACUUGUCAAGAAACGCCGGUACUUGAGCAUACCAAAGAGAAUGCGGGAUGUGCUUCUAUCUCAGGCCAUUCAUCGCCGGAAAAAGAACCUGCAGACUGGACUGAGGGUCAUCAAAAUCAUUUAACGCCAGAGCAGGAGGUGAAACUCUCUCAGUUCAAGUCCCAGUGUGACAAGGCCGGUCUCAAAAAUGCGUCAGACAAUGGGUCACUAGAUGUCUCUGAUGCAACAAUUUUGAGAUUUUUGCGCUCUGUAAACUUUGAUGUGGACCACGCCUUUUCACGGUUCUAUGUCGCAGAGGAAAGAAGAAGAAAAAAGCAUGGCCUUGAAAAGUUCUAUGAGAACGUGGAUAUCCCUUCAUAUGAAACGUCGAGGAGAAUGUUUUCACAAUGGACAGGACGACGCGAUAAUCACGGCUUCCCGAUCUUCGUAUUCCCCGUCAAAAACUUCACCAAGUCAAAGAUUGAAAACUGGAUCUCCGCGCUCAAUUCUUCACACCCCGGCCAGGGCCAUGACUCACUGUCUCCCCACGUUCUUCACUUUGAAGCUUUAUUUGACAACUUGUUGCAUUUUACAUUGCCUUUGUGUUCCCAGCUACCACGCCCAAAUAUGGAUGUCCCAAUCUCUGCUUCCACCCACAUAAUCGAUAUCACCGGGGUGGGUGUCACGCAUUUUUGGAAAAUCAGGGCAUAUCUACAAGCAGCCUCUGCAUUGGCGUCGACUUAUUAUCCAGAAACUCUCGGCCAUGUUUUCAUCAUCGGUGCAUCUUCCUUCUUCAUCACUAUAUGGGAUAUAGUCAAAAAAUGGUUUGACCCUCCGACUCUUCUGAAAAUCCACAUUUUGUCGCCCUCCGAGACGACAGCUACCCUCUUGGCCCACAUCGCGCCCGAGGAUCUUCCUAAGCAAUAUGGUGGUACAUUGCAGUGGGAAUGGGGCAACAUGCCCAAUCUAGACGCGCCUGCAAUGGCAAUCGCAGGGGGCUUGUAUAGUCAGAAAGAGAAUGGGGAAAGAGAGUACCUUCAAGGUCCUCUUCGCGUUACAGAUGAUGCUAUCCAGCUGCUGGGUACAAUUGACGGAAAGGAGCGCAGAGGAUCGAUACCUUUGACCAAACCCACAGGCACCUCGGAAAGCUCACAAGGCCUGUGA
This is a messenger RNA of Penicillium canariense, 1152 nucleotides long. Its product is annotated as SEC14 family lipid-binding protein. The transcript has 4 exons. NCBI's taxonomy places the organism in Eukaryota, Fungi, Ascomycota, Eurotiomycetes, Eurotiales, Aspergillaceae. Bases 1 to 1152 code for a protein of 383 amino acids. The record is from RefSeq and is a predicted model, not a curated record.